AUGUUCGGCACGGCCACCGCCGCCUACCAAGUCGAAGGCGCGUGGAACGAAGGGGGUCGAACUCCGAGCAUUUGGGACGAGUUCUGCCGUGACCAUCCCGGGAUGCUGUGCGCCAACGUGGCCGACGACUUCUACCACCGCUACCCGGACGACCUGAACCUGAUGCAGGACGUGGCCCUGCAGUCUCUGCGCUUCUCCAUCUCGUGGUCGCGCGCGAUGACGUGGGACCCGGAGAGCCGCCACAUGCGGCCGAACCCGGAGGGCAUCGCCUUCUACCACGCGCUGAUCGACGCCAUGAACGCCCGAGGAAUCGUGCCGAUCUUGACCAUCUACCACUGGGACCUGCCUGCCGCGCUGAUGCACGAGCUGACUCCGAACGGCUGGCUCAGCCCCGAGAUCGUCGACCACUACGUCGAGUACGCGACGCUCAUGUUCAACGAGUUCGGCCACAAGGUCGACUACUGGACGACGUUCAACGAGCCGAUCGCGUUCGUCGGGUACAGCUACGGGACGGGCAUGUUCGCCCCCGGGCACAAGGGCUCCCCCACGGAGGCGUACACCGUCUCCCGCAACGUCCUCGUAGCGCACGCGAAGGCCGUCCAGAAAUUCCGCGAGCUCAAGACGAACUCGGUUGUCGGUGACAAGGCUCGUAUCGGAAUCGUGCUCGUGUCUGCGUACUUCUAUCCUCUCGACCCUAACAACGAGGACGAUGUGGCCGCUGCGAAGCGUGCGCUCGACUUCGACUUUGGUUGGUUCCUGGAGCCAAUCGUGACCGGUGACUACCCCGCCGUUAUGCGUGAGCGUGCUGGAGAUCGUCUUCCCAAGUUCACGGCGGAGGAAUCGGCCCUGCUCAAGGGCUCGUACGAAAUCUUUAUGUUGAACCACUACUACAGCAAAGCCAUCACUUCCUGUUACUCGGAGGCGUCCAAGACGCCUUGCUCGUCGCUCACCGCUGGGUGGGAAGCCGACAAGGGUGUUGACGAAGAUCACGUCAUGCCAGGAACGAUGCAGCCCCGUCCGGACAAGUUCGGCAACAAUUACUGCGGCCGCUACACGGGCUACCCACCCGGCUAUCUCGACAUGAUCCGCUACCUGCACUCGCACGACCCGAGCGUCGACAUUUUGCUGACGGAGAACGGAUGGUGCGGCAACCAGGAGGUGGAGAACUGGGACCAACUCAAGUACUACAAGGCGUUCGUCGGACAAGUGCACAAGGCCGUAGUCGAGGAGAAGAUCCCCGUGGUGGGGUACACUGCGUGGUCGUUCCUGGACAACUACGAGUGGGGAUCGUACGGCCCUCGCUUCGGACUGUACUACGUCAACUUCACCGCCGAAACGGGCUCACCGGACUUCCAGAAGCCCAAACCGACGGACUUGGAGCGCAUUCCUCGUCCGGCUGCGAAAUGGUUCCACAAGGUGGCCACGACCAAGUGCCUGGACGGCUGGGACGAGCUGGAGGCUUCCGCGGACAGCUCUACCGUGCGAUCGGUGGAGGGCUUUGGGUUCUGGGUCGCCUUUGUCGCUAUUGCGGUGGUUGGUCUAACUGCAGUCGUGAUCACCCUCAAGCGUCGCCAGGGAUACUAUCGCGUUCCCCGCGCUGCGUCAAACUAACUAGCAGCCCACGACGAAGAACUGCAGGAACAGCACGCAAAAGCCGAGCAAACACGGCACUACAAUCGAGUUUUC
This is a messenger RNA of Phytophthora sojae, 1686 nucleotides long. RefSeq lists its product as hypothetical. Gene Ontology annotation, biological process: carbohydrate metabolic process. Bases 1 to 1611 code for a protein of 536 amino acids. The transcript has a single exon. NCBI's taxonomy places the organism in Eukaryota, Oomycota, Peronosporomycetes, Peronosporales, Peronosporaceae. Gene Ontology annotation, molecular function: beta-glucosidase activity. The record is from RefSeq and is a predicted model, not a curated record.